CUAGUCCCCAGUGCUUCAGGCUGGAGAACAGGCGCUUACUAAGCUGAUCACAUUGAGGAGAUGUUUCUGUUGGUGGCAGUAGCAGAAGUGCUGUUUGUUCUGGGUUUGGUGUGGAAGUCAGAUUCUCUUUGUUCACCCACUACUUUUUACAAAAACUGCUGGAUCCGACGCUUCCCAGGUCUUCUGAUUGAUCUGGAGGAAUCUCAGAAGAGGGGAGCCCAGGUGCUGAAGAUUUACACAGAAGUCACAGCCGAGCAGUGCAGCCGGACCUGCUGCCUUCUGAAGAAUGUUUCCUGUAACCUGGCAGUUUUCUACUUUGAAACUAUCCAUGAGAACAUGAAUUGCCUGCACAUUUAUUGUCCAGCCUUGGAAAGCUGCAUAUUGAGGGCUAGAACCAAUGUCCUUUUGUACAACAUCACAACAGGGAUUGAUCCGGAUCUUCUUGUCUUUGAAAAAUUGUCUUAUAAGGAUCCAAAUACCCGUUCCUCUUUUAACAAAUGGGAAAGGCAAAACAACUCCAGGACCGCUGAUUCGGGAAAAUGCCGACACAAUAAUGUCACACUGAGGUCUCUUCUACUCCAGUAUCCACCUUCUACCACGAGCCAGGGCUUGGUAGCAAAUGGUAGCCAUAGCCACAAUGCAAGUGGCUUGAUCCCAAAUACCAAACCAACCACACGUUCAUGGGCAAGGUCUCUACCCUUGGAUGACCAUUUUGCUAAGGAGACGGAUUUGACUUCAGAAAGUACAGGUUUGACAUCUAAUACAGACAAAAAGGUGUCUGUAUCCACUAAGAUGUUAUCUCCUGUGCCCAGUCCUGCUCGCCUAAACAUCAGUCAGCAGCACUUCAAUGAAACCAAAGGAUUCAGUGGCAGGAACUACACUUCAGAUAACGAGGGUCAAAGACCUGCUUGGGUGGCAGUGGACACAGGUGCCUGGUUUGUCCCUUUGGUGCUUUGCUCUUCUUUCAUCUUCCUUUGCUGUUGUACUGUUCUUCUGGCAGCUGGGCGCUGCAGAAAGAGGAGAGGUCACUACAAGCCAGUGCAGAGAGGAGAGGGAGGGUCCAGGCAGUACAUAAAAUAUACUCUUGUAAAGGAGAGUUUGUAAUAGCAGAUACUGAAAAAGUAAUAAGGAGCUAAAUAACCUUCAUCACUCAUGUUGGUGGAGAAAGAGGCAGCAGCCGUAUUUAGUGAAAUACCUCUCUCAGCUUAUUUCUUGGGGGUUUCCCUUUGGAGAUUUUGAACUAUUUUUUGGCAGAUGUCUCGGCAGCUUUUGAUAACAGUGUCGACUAAACAUCCUGUUAUAAUUCUCUUUUUACUACCCACUGAUCCAAAGAGAUAUAGGGCCAAAUUCUAGUCACAGCUACAUGCUCACAACUUCCACUGAACUCAGAGGUAUUUCUACAUACCUUUGUUUCUCAUUUGAUCAAGAGUAAAGCUAGAAUCCUUUCCUAA
This is a messenger RNA of Mauremys reevesii (Reeves's turtle), 1451 nucleotides long. It is a transcript of the gene MANSC4, whose product is annotated as MANSC domain containing 4. The transcript is spliced from 3 exons. The coding region runs from base 61 to 1104 and encodes 347 amino acids. The record is from RefSeq and is a predicted model, not a curated record. Lineage: Eukaryota; Metazoa; Chordata; Testudines; Geoemydidae.